Messenger RNA from Spodoptera littoralis (African cotton leafworm), 1230 nucleotides. NCBI's taxonomy places the organism in Eukaryota, Metazoa, Arthropoda, Insecta, Lepidoptera, Noctuidae. The record is from the annotation of a GenBank genome assembly.
AUGACAAAUAACUUUAAAGGCUUUGAUAAAAACUCAUCAGAUGAGGAUUCAUCUAGCUACAAUGAUUCUAGUGAAGGUGAUUUAUCAGAUAAUAACGAUGAUUCAGACCAAAAUGAAAUGAGUGAAGAUGAAACCAGUGAAAAUAAAGUGGAAGAGGAAGAUGAUGAUGAUGAUGAUGAAGACGAAGUUGUUAAAGCAAUAAAAGCUGAAAAAAACAAACUCCGAGAUCAUCCUCCAACUAUAACAUGUGAAGAUUUUAUUGUUGAUAUAUCACUUCACCCAUCGAGAAAUUUAAUAGCAAUUGCAAACAUUGUGGGAGAUGUAUUAUUAUAUGAAUAUAACAAUGAUGAGACAAAACUACUGAACACAUUGGAACUUCAUCUCAAAGCUUGUAGAGAUAUUGAAUUUGAUAAUGAGGGAACCACCUUAUAUUCAACUGCUAAAGAUAAGACCAUAAUGGCUACAGAUGUUCAAACAGAAAAACUAAAGAGAUGUUAUGAAAAUGCACAUGAUGAACCAAUAUAUAGACUUGUAAAUCUGGACAAUAAUAAAAUUGUUACUGGUGAUGAUGGAGGUACUGUCAAGUUAUGGGAUAUGAGAAAACCAGAUCCUAUAUUUAAUAUCAAAAUUGGUGAAGAACAUGUCUCUGAUAUGAUAACUAAUGAUGCACAGAAGUAUUUAGUUUGUGCAAGUGGAGAUGGUGUUCUCACUUCUAUUGACCUUAAAGGAAGUAAAAUAUUCACCACAUCAGAAGAAUAUGAUUCGGAAUUAACGUGCUUAGGACUAUUUCGAUCCGAUACUAAGUUACUUGUAGCUUCAUCAAUUGGAAAAUUAUAUUUAUUUAAUUGGAAAGAAUUUGGACUUCACAGUGAUGAGUAUAUUGGACAAAAACAUGCCAUCCAGUGCAUGGUACCUAUUACACAAAAUAUAGUAGUUACAUCAGGUGAAGAUGGCGUACUGAGAGCAGCACACAUGUUCCCACAACGUCAGCUGGGUGUAGUGGGCCAACAUAGACUUCCUGUUGAACGUCUUGACAUUAGCCAUGAUGGCCAAUAUAUUGCUUCAUGUUCACAUGACAAUGAUGUAAAAUUUUGGAAUAUAUCAUACUUUGAAUCAAUUGAUUCGAUUAUAGAUGUUAAUCAUAAACAAAACAAAAGAAGAGACCUGAGUAAUAACUUACCAUCAAGUAGUAUAAAAAAUGCUUCAGACUUUUUUUCUGGUUUAGCUUAA